This is a messenger RNA of Penicillium alfredii, 2838 nucleotides long. RefSeq lists its product as uncharacterized. The record is from RefSeq and is a predicted model, not a curated record. The coding region runs from base 1 to 2838 and encodes 945 amino acids. Lineage: Eukaryota; Fungi; Ascomycota; Eurotiomycetes; Eurotiales; Aspergillaceae. Gene Ontology annotation, cellular component: intracellular membrane-bounded organelle. The transcript is spliced from 4 exons. Gene Ontology annotation, molecular function: phosphatidylinositol binding.
AUGGAUCGCUCUGACGUCUCUCAAGUUGCUCCGUCUCAAGAGCCGGUAGCAUCGAAUUCGCGCGCGCCACCAAAGGACCUCCCUUCGAUCGAAAAUGACGUGUCGCAUGCGGGAGUGCCGAAAGAACUAAUUGAUUCCACUUUGGACUUUCUCUCCACCGCCAGCAACGAGGCUCUUCUCGGUGUCUUUGCCCUCCUUGCAACCACCACCUACAUUAUCCUGGGUCGAAUCGGACUGGUCCUAAUUGGUGUGGCCCUGGGAAUCAUUUUACACGCGUCCUGGGAGGGGUCAAGCCGCGGAGAAGCAGGCGACAAGUCCCGGUCGAGUAAUCCCAACAGGCGAAGAGAACUUGCGCUCGAAGUAUCCAGCAGGCUACUGGACUGGUCGAAACGGACCCCUUCUACAGGGGUCGAAGCUGAAAUCGACAGCGGCCCCCUCAGUGCGCCUGAGAAUUUGACUGUGGCAGAUCUUGACUAUGCGACUUUUCAGCCAGCAACGGCCGCCGCCUUGCGGACACUCACAGAUGCGGUGGUUCGAGAUUACGUGAAAUACUGGUACGAACCGAUUCUCCCCUGUGAGCCAUCAUUCCCCGGCUCCUGUCGCCGGAUCUUGACCCAUUUCGUUACGUCUGUGUCCUCGCAUCUUUCGCGGCAACGAACGGAAGAUACAUUUCUCCAAUUCCUCACCAAUUCAUCGUCUAUUAUAAUUGUGUUCUUAAAUGAACUAUCUGCGGCAUUUGCUACCACGGGCACCGAGCCUGUGGAGGCACAAAAAAUCGUCGAUCAGUUCCUCAGACAAUCGCCAGAUAGCAGUUUAGCCAACGUCUUAUCCGAGGCACAGCAGCGCAAGAAGCUCAACAUGAUCGCGGACGAUAUCCUAUCCAGCUUUCUCGAUUCGAAGGCGUACGGGUGUUCUGCCGUCAGGGACUUUCUUCGCGAGAUCUUUGCCGGGGUUGUAUUGGAGUCAACAAUCAUCAGCCUUUCCCGGCCAGAAUUUAUCAAUGGCUGGAUUAUCUAUCUUUUACAAGAGGGCGAAUCCGAAAUCAUGCAUGCGAUCGAUGCUGGCGUUGAAGGUGCCCGGAAUCAGGGCGUCAGUGCUCCGAAGACUGCGGAUAGCCUGAGCAAUCCAAUUCAGGAGCCAACACCCAAAGCGGACGCUGCCUCUAAACCCAACGAAAAUCAACCGGGUCAUGUGGAUAAGGCAACAGAAGAAGCGAUUCAAGAAGCAAAACGCUUGAGUGCCAUGAUUGUGUCUCACGAUGUGCAGCAUCUAGAUCCUGAGCAGCCAUUUCCUAGUGACCAGCCCAAUGAAACGGGCUCUUUAAAUGUCAAUCACUCUACCGAAUCGCCCUCAACCCUGAUCAACCAAAACGAGGAUCCUGUCGGCCAAGACCGACGAGAUGAGGCGGUGCCUGUGGAAAAGUCGCCUUCGCUUCCCAUAUCCCCGAACGACGAGUCGAUGCCGACGCCCACGCCUCAGCAAGACACUGCUGUGCCGCCUGUGACCCUUCACGGGGCGCAGGUGCUAGUGGACGAUGUAGCAGGGGGCGAGAAAGGAAUCAUCAAGUCGCGACCUACGUGGGAUUAUUUGCUGCAAGUUGAGCCGGUAGUCACGCACUCUACGGGGUGGAUGGUGUUUCGAAAGUACUCCGAUUUCCAAUCUCUUCACGAAAUGCUGGAGACUGUUUCACGAUUGAACCGGAUCCAGAGUUUUGCCGACAAGUAUCCCAUUCUGCCUCCCUGGAAAGGACAGACACGUCAGGACCUCGCUCGAGAGUUGGAACGAUACUUAAGGGAAGCCAUGAAACACGAGUCCCUGGCCGAGACUGAUCGAAUGCGACGUUUCUUGGAGAAAGAUGGGGGCUCCGGUGAAGCGAGCUCUACGAAGCCGGGUUUUUCUUUUCCCAGUCAGAGUGCAUUCGAGAACAUGGGCAAAGGUGUGUUGGGCGCGCUCAGCAAUGCGCCCAAGGGCAUGGCGGGUGGUGGCAGGGCCGUCUUUGAUGGGGUGACUGGGGUGUUCGGAGGUGCUGGAGCUAGCAAAAAGCAGGCUCCUGCUGCUGGUCGGCAAUCUCGAGCCCCGUCGACAGCAGAAAAUGUGAUUCACCCUGCCCCCAACAGUGCAGAUGAGCCGACUCGCACCGGCUCCUCAAAAGUGGGGAAUUUGCCUGCGCAGGUGUCUCCUUUCCGUGAAUCAACCCUGGGGGAUCUGAAGAGCGAAACACCCAAGUCACCCUCGGCUGGUGAUUCGGACAAUAGAUCGGACUUGAUAGCCGGCGAGCAGGAUGCAUGGGCUUCUAGAUCUACACUCGCCCCUUCCGAUGACCGACAUUCGCUUGAAUCUAGUGGGCGCAAUACGGGGUUGGACAACCCCGAAUAUUGUGACUCAUCCUCGCCAAGUCGCCCCUCGGAUGUCGACAAAAGCAGCGAGAGCAUGCAUGGAUCCCGCCGGCAAGGGAGCCCUAUCACGACCGACGAGACUCAAAUCGCAGUGGAGCUGAUAUUUGCUGUGAUCAACGAACUAUAUACCUUGUCAUCUGCAUGGAAUAUCCGCCGAACGCUACUAAAUGCGGCCAAGUCGUAUAUCCUUCGCCCCGGGAGCCCAACCCUGGAGACUAUCCGCACCUUGCUGCAGGAUUCAAUGAUCGAGGGCCACACCUCCGACAACGCCCUUGGCGAGUACCUCACUAAGCUUCGCGAGAAUGCUCUUCCAACUGAAACAGAGUUGAAAGCCUGGCCUCCUCCACCCAGUGAACAGGAGAAAGCGCAUCUACGGGAUACCGCGCGCAGGCUGUUUGUCCAGCGGGGGAUCCCACAGGCAUUUUCGACAGUCUCCAAGUGA